Molecule: messenger RNA, 7683 nt
Organism: Eleginops maclovinus (Patagonian blennie)
Lineage: Eukaryota; Metazoa; Chordata; Actinopteri; Perciformes; Eleginopidae
Gene: cad
Product: carbamoyl-phosphate synthetase 2, aspartate transcarbamylase, and dihydroorotase
Exons: 44
Coding region: 295-6972 (2225 amino acids)
Biological process (GO): L-citrulline biosynthetic process; 'de novo' pyrimidine nucleobase biosynthetic process; UTP biosynthetic process
Cellular component (GO): cytoplasm; cytosol
Molecular function (GO): amino acid binding; metal ion binding; ATP binding
Source: RefSeq, a predicted model, not a curated record
CACUGCUGGCGGCGCGUGUGGAACGGUCUCCUCUCUUCCUCCCGUCCGAUUAUCUCUCAAAAGAUCCUAAUACGUGUUUUUUUUUGUAUUUCUAUUGCCUAACUUUAACUGGAUUCAUUAAGUGGACUGAUAGAUAACUUCUUGUCUUUCAAAUCUGGUUUUUAUUGGUAGUUUUUUUUUUUUUUGAAAGGACUCCUCUUCCAUCUGCAGCGCGCGGCGUGUGUUUCACGUGGAGACUCAUCAAUUCAUCCAUCACUUUUCCGGUUUACAGUUUUUAGCAUCUGAGAGAGAAAAAUGGCAACAUUGAUUUUAGAGGACGGGACCACCUUCAAAGGCCUUCUUUUUGGUGCAAAUGUGUCAGUGACUGGAGAAGUUGUGUUUCAGACGGGCAUGGUGGGCUAUCCCGAGGCUCUCACUGACCCUUCCUACCGCUGCCAGCUGCUGACCCUCACCUACCCUCUGGUGGGAAACUAUGGAGUACCGAAGGACGAAGAGGGGGAGUUCGGACUGAGCAAGUGGUUCGAGUCGUCAAAGAUCCACGCUGCAGCUCUGAUUAUCGGAGAGCUGUCGGACAGUCCCAGUCACUGGAGCUCAGUCAAAUCAUUGGACCAGUGGCUGAAGGAGCAAGGCAUUCCUGGAAUACAAGGCAUUGACACCCGCAGUCUGACCAAAAAGAUCAGAGAGAAGGGCACCAUGUUGGGGAAGCUGGUUGUGGACGGGACCCCUGAGAACAGUAUCCCCUUUGACAACCCAGACAAGAGGAACCUGGUUCAGGAGGUCUCCAUGAAGGAGCCCAGAGUUUUCAACCCCAGCGGGAGUUUGAGGAUCACAGUGGUGGACUGCGGCAUCAAAUACAACCAGAUCCGCUGCCUGGCUCAGCGGGGGGCCCGUGUCACUGUCGUACCCUGGGAUCACCCGCUGGACAGCAAAGAUUAUGAUGGUUUGUUCAUCAGUAACGGCCCCGGGGACCCCCUGCUGUGUCAGGCCACCAUCGACAACGUGAGGAAGGUGGUCUGCGUGGAUCAUCCGAAGCCCGUUUUUGGUAUUUGCCUCGGACACCAGCUGCUGUCUUUAGUCAUCGGAUCCAAGACCUUCAAGAUGAAAUACGGUAACCGCGGCCACAACCAGCCGUGCAUCCACAAGGGAACGGGUCGCUGCUACAUCACCAGUCAGAACCACGGCUUCGCUGUGGACCCCGGCACUCUGCCCAGAGACUGGGACGUCCUGUUCACCAACGCCAACGAUCACACCAACGAGGGCAUCGUGCACAACACCAAACCACUCUUCAGUGUUCAGUUCCACCCGGAGCACAUGGCCGGCCCUACAGAUCUGGUGGGUCUGUUCGAUGUCUUCCUGGACACCGUGAGGGACCACAAGGAGGGAAACGUGACCACAUCUGUGAAGCAGCGUGUCCUGGACCACCUCACCUACCCGGGCUCCCCGAAGCCUGAGGAAGUGUGUCGCCCCAAGAAGGUUCUGAUCCUGGGCUCUGGAGGACUCUCCAUCGGCCAGGCCGGGGAGUUUGACUACUCCGGCUCCCAGGCUAUCAAGGCUCUGAAGGAGGAGAAUAUCCAGACUGUGCUCAUCAACCCCAACAUCGCCACCGUUCAGACGUCCAAAGGCCUCGCUGACAAAGUCUACUUCCUGCCCAUCACCGCAGAAUAUGUCACUCAGGUGAUAAAGAACGAGCGUCCGGACGGCGUGCUGCUGACCUUCGGCGGGCAGACGGCUCUGAACUGUGGCGUGGAGCUCACCAGGCUCAGAGUCCUGGAGAAAUACAAGGUGAAGGUCCUGGGAACCCCGGUGGCCUCCAUCGAGAUGACGGAGGACAGGAAGAUCUUUGUGGAGAAGAUGGAGGAGAUCAACGAGCACGUGGCUCCAAGUGAGGCGGCGCUGACCGUGGAGCAGGCGGCGGCGGCAGCAGAGCGUAUCGGUUACCCCGUCAUGGUUCGUUCGGCCUUCGCUCUCGGGGGUCUGGGCUCGGGCUUCGCCAACAACCCGGAGCAGCUGGUCUCCCUGGUGACCGCCGCCUUCGCCCACACCUCCCAGGUCCUGGUGGACAAAUCCCUGAAGGGCUGGAAGGAGAUCGAGUACGAGGUGGUCCGCGACGCCUACGACAACUGCAUCACCGUGUGCAACAUGGAGAACAUCGACCCUCUGGGCAUCCACACCGGAGAAUCCAUCGUGGUGGCGCCCAGUCAGACGCUCAACGACCACGAGUACAACAUGCUGAGAAACACCGCCAUCAAAGUCAUCCGGCACCUCGGCAUUGUGGGAGAAUGCAACAUCCAGUACGCCCUGAACCCGGAGUCUGAACAGUACUACAUCAUCGAGGUGAACGCCCGUCUGUCCAGGAGCUCGGCGCUGGCCAGCAAGGCGACUGGUUAUCCUCUGGCGUAUGUAGCAGCUAAACUGGGCCUGGGGAUCCCACUGCCACAACUCAAAAACUCUGUCACCAACUCAACAACGGCCAACUUUGAGCCCAGUUUGGAUUACUGUGUGGUGAAGGUUCCUCGCUGGGAUCUGAGCAAGUUCCUCCGGGUUUCCACCAAGAUUGGCAGCUCCAUGAAGAGUGUUGGUGAGGUGAUGGCUAUCGGCCGAAGCUUUGAGGAGGCCUUCCAGAAAGCUCUGAGGAUGGUGGACGAGAACUGUGUCGGCUUCGACCACACCAUCAAGCCCGUCUCUGAAGAGGAGUUGCAGACUCCUACAGACAAGCGCAUCUUUGUUCUGGCGUCGGCGUUCAGAGCUAAAUACACAGUGGAUCAGCUGUACGACCUGACCAAGAUCGACCGCUGGUUCCUGCACAAGAUGAAGAACAUCACGGACCACGAGCAGCUGCUGGAGACCUACAACCAGGACGAGACUGCCAUGCCUCCAGAGGUGAUGAGAAAGGCCAAGCAACUGGGCUUCUCGGACAAACAGAUAGCACAGGCUGUGCAGAGCACGGAGCUUGUGGUGAGGAAGCUGCGUCAAGAUUGGUUGAUCCUGCCCGUAGUGAAGCAGAUCGACACGGUGGCGGCUGAAUGGCCCGCCUUCACCAACUACCUGUACCUGACGUACCACGGCACCGAGGACGACCUGGGCUUCGUGGAUCAGCACGUCAUGGUGAUCGGCUCCGGGGUUUACCGCAUCGGCAGCAGCGUGGAGUUCGACUGGUGUGCAGUGGGAUGCAUCACUGAGCUCAGGAAGAUGGGUUAUAAGACCAUCAUGGUGAACUACAACCCGGAGACGGUCAGCACAGACUACGACAUGUGUGACCGCCUCUACUUCGAUGAGAUCUCCUUUGAGGUGGUGAUGGAUGUCUACGAGAGGGAGAACCCAGAGGGGGUGAUCCUCUCCAUGGGGGGCCAGCUGCCCAACAACAUCGCCAUGUCCCUGCACCGUCAGCAGUGCCGCAUCCUGGGAACGUCUCCGGAGUUCAUCGACAGCGCCGAGAACCGGUUCAAGUUCUCCCGGAUGCUGGACACCAUCGGGAUCAGCCAGCCGCAGUGGAAGGAGCUCUCCGACACCGAGUCUGCCAUGAAUUUUUGUAAGAAGGUGGGUUAUCCCUGCCUGGUUCGUCCGUCCUACGUUCUGAGCGGAGCCGCCAUGAACGUGGCCUACACUGACGCAGACCUGGAGAAAUACCUCACCAACGCUGUCGCUGUGUCCAAAGAAUACCCCGUAGUCAUCUCCAAAUUCAUCCAGGAGGCCAAGGAGAUAGACGUGGACGCUGUGGCGUGUGACGGCGUGGUGAUCGCCAUCGCGGUGUCUGAACACGUGGAGAACGCCGGGGUCCACUCUGGAGACGCCACACUGGUGACUCCCGCGCAGGAUAUUAACCAGAAGACGAUGGAGAGGAUCAAGGUGAUCGUGCACGCCAUCGGCCAGGAGCUGCAGGUCACCGGGCCGUUCAACCUGCAGCUGAUCGCCAAGGAUGACCAGCUGAAGGUGAUCGAGUGCAACGUCCGAGUCUCCCGCUCCUUCCCCUUCGUCUCCAAAACGCUCGGUGUGGACCUUGUUGCCUUGGCGACUCAGGCCAUCGUGGGGGAGGAAGUGGAGCCAAUUGGGCUGAUGAGAGGGAAAGGGAUAGUGGGAGUCAAGGUUCCCCAGUUUUCCUUCUCCCGGCUGGCCGGAGCGGACGUGGUGCUCGGGGUGGAGAUGACCAGCACCGGAGAGGUGGCUUGUUUCGGGGAGAACAGAUACGAGGCUUACCUGAAAGCCAUGCUCUCCACAGGCUUCAAAAUCCCCCAAAAGAACAUCCUGCUCUCCAUCGGCAGCUAUAAGAACAAGAGUGAGCUGCUGCCCACGGUGCAGGCUCUGGAGUCGAUGGGUUACGACCUGUACGCCAGUCUGGGGACUGCAGACUUCUACACAGAACAUGGAGUCAAGGUGAAAGCAGUGGACUGGCCGUUCGAGGAGGAGGAGAGCGACUGUCCCAACAAAGAGAAGCAGCGCAGCAUCAUGAACUACCUGGAGGAGAACCACUUCGACCUGGUCAUCAAUCUGUCCAUGAGGAACAGCGGGGGCCGCCGGCUCUCCUCCUUCGUCACCAAAGGCUACCGGACCAGACGCAUGGCCAUCGACUACUCUGUGCCGCUCAUCAUCGACAUCAAGUGCACCAAGCUCUUCGUGCAGGCUCUUCAUCAGAUUGGUCGGACCCCCCCAGUGAAGACUCACAUCGACAGCAUGACAUCACAGACGCUGGUCCGUCUGCCGGGUCUGAUCGAUGUGCACGUCCACCUGCGGGAGCCCGGGGCCACACAUAAGGAGGACUUCUCCUCCGGCACAGCUGCUGCUCUGGCAGGAGGGGUCACCAUGGUGUGUGCGAUGCCCAACACGUCCCCCGCCAUCACCGACGCCAGCACCCUGACCCUCGUGCAGAAGCUGGCCAAGGCGGGCUGCCGCUGCGACUACGCUCUGUACCUCGGCGCCGCUUCAGACAACGCCGCGGUCCUGCCGUCCAUCGCUAGCCAGGCGGUGGGCUUGAAGAUGUACCUGAACGACACGUACUCCACCCUCAAGAUGGACAACGUGGCUCUCUGGAUGGAGCACUUUGAGAAGUGGCCGAAGCAGAUGCCCAUCGUGGCUCAUGCUGAGAAGCAGACGGUGGCUGCCAUCCUGAUGGUGGCUCAGCUGUACCAGCGGCCGGUCCACAUCUGCCACAUCGCCAAAAGGGAGGAGAUUCUGAUCAUCCGGGCAGCGAAGCAGAAGGGCAUCCAGGUCACAUGUGAGGUGGCUCCUCACCACCUCUUCCUGUGCGAGGAGAACAUCAAUCGGAUCGGUGACGGGCGGGCGCAGGUCCGACCCAUGCUGGGGUCACUGGAGGACAUGGAGGCGCUGUGGGAAAACCUGGACAUCAUCGACUGCUUCGCCACAGACCACGCCCCCCACUCUGUAGAAGAGAAGACCGGGGAGAAUGCCCCUCCUGGUUACCCCGGCCUGGAGACCAUGCUGCCUCUCCUGCUGACCGCCGUGAGCGACGGACGCCUCACUCUGGAUGACAUCAUCACACGUCUCUAUGACAACCCGCGCAAGAUCUUCAACCUGCCCGUCCAGGAGAACACCUAUGUGGAGGUGGAUUUGGAGCAGGAGUGGGUUAUUCCUCAGGCCAUGCAGUUCACCAAGUCCAAGUGGACACCUUUCGAGGGUAUGAAGGUGAAGGGCAAAGUGCGUCGCGUGGUUCUGAGGGGAGAGGUGGCCUACAUCGACGGACAGGUGCUGGUGCCUCCGGGUUAUGGUGAGGAUGUGAAGACGUGGCCCCCCGCCUCCAUCACCCCUGCUGAACCUGUCAAAGAGACUCCCAUGACUCCCACUCCACCCCGGGACGGCCUGGUCCGAACGCGAGCUCCCAGCCCGCGACGGAUAGCCGGAGAGAGCCGCUACCUGCUGCCCCCACGCAUCCACCGCUCCUCAGACCCUGGAUUCACACCAGAGAUGAUGAUGCUCCCCCCGGCCGUCACUGUUGACGGGUAUAGCCAUCCCCCGCCUCUGUCCCGGCUGCUGUCCCCUCAGUCGGCUCCGGGACUCCCUGCAGGACAGAUGUCUCACUUCCAGACAUCUCCUCUGCUGCACGCGCUGGUCGGGCAGCACAUCCUGUCUGUCAGGCAGUUCAGCAAAGAGCAGAUCUCGCACCUCUUUAAUGUCGCGCACACUUUGCGGUUGAUGGUUCAGAAGGAGCGGAGCUUGGACCUCCUGAAGGGUAAGGUGAUGGCCUCCAUGUUCUACGAGGUGAGCACCCGCACCAGCAGCUCCUUCGCGGCAGCCAUGCAGCGCCUGGGCGGCUCUGUGGUUCACUUCAGCGAGUCCACCUCGUCCACGCAGAAGGGCGAGUCUGUGGCAGACUCCGUUCAGACGAUGAGCUGCUACGCCGACGUCCUGGUGCUGAGACACCCGACGCCCGGAGCUGUGGAGAGUGCGGCGCGUCAUUGCCGUAAGCCGGUGAUCAACGCUGGAGACGGAGUCGGGGAGCAUCCCACCCAGGCUCUGCUGGACGUCUUCACCAUCAGAGAGGAGCUGGGGACGGUCAACGGCAUGACGAUAACGAUGGUCGGAGAUCUGAAACACGGCCGCACGGUUCACUCUCUCGCCAAACUGCUGACUCAGUACCGCAUCACGCUGCGCUACGUGGCUCCCAAGAACCUCCACAUGCCGGCUGAGAUCAUCAGCUACGUGGCCUCAAAGGGCAUCAGACAGGAGGAGUUUGAGAGCAUCGAGGAAGCUCUGCCUGAGACAGACGUCCUCUACAUGACGAGGAUCCAGAAGGAGCGGUUCGCUUCUGAGGAAGAGUACAAGGCUUGUUUUGGCCAGUUCAUCCUCACCCCUCACAUCAUGACUGUAGCCAAGAAGAAGAUGGUGGUGAUGCAUCCGCUGCCCAGAGUCAAUGAAAUCAGUGCUGAGGUGGACACGGACCCCCGGGCGGCAUACUUCCGCCAGGCGGAGAACGGCAUGUACAUCCGCAUGGCGCUGCUGGCCACCGUGCUGAGCAGAUAGAUCCCUGCGCUGCCCAAAUUGGGAUUUAUUUUUUGGAACAACUCGUUAGACACAGCGUUUUCCUUCCUGAAAUCUGUGGCUUUCUUGUUCCUGGUCCUUUAACGUGGAGCUGGUAAAGUAAAAUCCAACAAUAAGCCAUAAAGGGAUAUUAUUGUGUUACAUCAUGCUGCUUUCCUUACGAUUGAAUCGGCACUAUUUGCGUUCCUUUUCUUCAUACAUCACCUGCAAAAAUACUGCAUUCUUUCACAGCAAUUUUUCAAUUCAGCUGCUUCUUAAAAUGCUUUUUUUGUACGAGUGAGAGUUUCUUUAAGCAUUGUUUGUUUGUUUGUUGACAAUGGUUAAGUAUUGGCAGUAUGUGUGCACCGGUGAGCCAUAGCCUAAGUAAACUCUGACAAUAACUGUGUUGGUUGCUGGGUAAGAUGUACCGGCAUUAAAGGGACCAGUUAAGAUACUUAAAAGGGACAACACUUUGUAAGGGAUUGCUGUUUGUCUGACCCAUAACAAUGAUAUUUACUAAUGUCUCCUUUACCUUUUCUGUGUAACAUUACCUGAAAGUGGAAAUGCACAAUUUGGAUUUGGAUGGUUUAGUGUCAUUGCCUUGUAUUCCGUAGCAGUGUAGGAUUGUUUUUACCUAAAUGGUGAUUUAAAUGUUGGUGAAUUUCUUUGUAUUGUGUGUAGAAAUAAAUAAUAAAAACAGAUUUCCUUUUGCAA